AUGCCCGGGCGCCACGGCAAGCAGCGCGUGAAGCGCAAGAAGUCCAAGCGGCAGCCCGUGACGGACAUGGAGCGGACGCUGAAGGACAGCAUCCACGGCAGGAAGCGCAAGGAGCGAAGCAUCCUCAAGAACCUGAUCCCACCCAAGGUGGUGCCCAAGGUGAACAAGGUCGCUAUAUCGAGUGCGCUGCCGAUGUUCCAGCCUUGCACCGAAAAGAAGCAGAGGAGGGCGUGA
Molecule: messenger RNA, 234 nt
Organism: Leishmania mexicana MHOM/GT/2001/U1103
Lineage: Eukaryota; Euglenozoa; Kinetoplastea; Trypanosomatida; Trypanosomatidae
Exons: 1
Coding region: 1-234 (77 amino acids)
Source: RefSeq, a predicted model, not a curated record